GGCGGAUGAAGCUGCCAGUUGCUAGGAUACGCCAGCAACAGAACAUCUAAGCAGAAAGGAGCUGCUUCCUAGGACUGGAGAACCUUCUUGGUCUGUAAUAGCUAGCUGUUUCUUGAGCAGGAAAAUGUCUGAUACGGAGGAGCAUGUUGCUGAUUCCACAGCCGAGGGUGAAGAAACUGAUGAAGUCAUCAGUAUUCCUCGUCCUUCAGAUGAAGCAGAAGGGUCAGAUAUUACGCCAGAGCAAGAAUAUGAAAUGGAGGAAUUCACCACUGAUAGCGAGGAGACAACUGAGAGGCACAGUGAACUCACUAUUUCAACCCCCAAAUCCUAUGAUUCCAAAUCCAGGGAAGAGGCCAUGUCCCUUGAAAGUGCCCCAGAAUCUCUGGAGCAAGACUACAAACUUCUAGACUACCAGAAAGGAGAAGAUGAUGAGAUGUCAUUUCUGCAUAAAAUAAAAGCUAUAAAGGAGAAUUUGCAGAUGUCAGUGAGAGAGUCUUUAGCAACAGUAAAAAUUGUACUAAUUCCUGCAGGGCAGGAAAUUAUAAUGCCUUUUAGAGUUGAUGCUCCAUUUAGAUUCCUCAAGGAGCACUUUGCACACUUAUUACGUAUCCCAGAAUAUGUAGUGCAAAUGACAUAUGCAGGAAUCAUUGUUGGGAAUAAUGAGUCUCUAAUACAAUAUGGAAUUAAACCACAAGAAAUUGUUCAACUGGAGGUGUUUUCCACACUUCCAGACCAAUAUCCAGUCAGAAGAAUAGAGGGCUUGAGUGAGGGCUCCAAGAUCAUCACGGUCACCAUUCAGACCGGCAUGGAUCGCUUUGAGGAGGUAGUGGUUGAGAUAGUAAAAUCUGACUUUCACAAGCCAUUUCUUGGUGGAUUUAGACACAAAAUAACAGGACUAGAAUAUCACAACGCUGGAACCCAAACUGUGCCUAAAAAGAUUCCUGAAAAAACCAAUCUAUUCUGUAGGGACUCCCAGACAGUUUUUCAGAGAAAAAAGCUACAGCAAACUACAAAUACCACCUCCACCCAGAUGACUAAGAUUGGUGUGUAUGUAUCAAACAUGACUGAUAAACUGAUCAAGCCAGGAAAUUACUUUUCAGCAGCCGAGUACCAUGCUCAAAGGUUGAAUGCGGUGAUGGUGAUACAGACUAACUACAGGCGAUGGCAUGCUAAGCGCUAUGUAGACAGCUUAAGACAGCAAAAGAAAUUGAGGCUGCAGUGGGAAGAAGAGCAAGAACUCCUGAAGAUUCAAGAGAAGGAAGAAUGGAUACGAACGGACUAUUACCGGAGGCACAACCCUAAAACAACUGAUGACUUUGAGCUCCUUUACAAUGCUCUAGAGCUUUGGCGGCAAGAAGAAGUUACACAAAUUGACCAAUACUCAAGUGAGGCUGAAAGGAAGGCUGCUCUGUGUGAACUUCUGGAAAAAGAGACACAGAUGAUUGCUUCCAUUGGGAGGCAUAGAUAUGUUGCUCGUAUGGAGAAGCAAGAUGCAGCUAUACAAGCUUUCCUGAAUAAGUGUUCAGCUCCAAAUGUCUGGAGAAGACCUGAUGGCAAAACCAUUGAAAUGGAUACCCAGUUCACAAUAAGAGCCAGAGAGCUGCAAAGCAUCUACAAGUGUAUCAUGCUGAAAGACCUCUCUCAAGACGAGAGGCUAGAUAUACUCCUGACGCUUAAACACACUGUGAAGGAACAUGAGUGUAAACUGACCCAAGAAAUCCUAGAACUGGUUGACAGAGAAGUUGACCUUAUGAUGAGAGGAGUCAAAUCUCAAAAUCUCGAAGGACUCAGAAAGAGAAUCACAACACUCUUUAUUCACUAUAUCAAAACUCCUCUGUUUAAUCCUGAAGUCGCAAGAUACCUUAAGGUCCCUCAAGACCCACUGAAGUUUUAUGAUACGAUCUACUUUUGCCACAGUUGCCAAAAGUAUUUGCCUUCUGUCGAGUUUUCUGUCUCACCCACCUCCCAUCGUGUGUACCGCUGCCGGCACUGCUUAAACCUGGAGAAUGAGACUCAGAGGCGCGAAUCAUUUUUGAAGUACAAGUGUUUACUUCAGCGGCUCUACUUCUCAGAAGCUGAUUAUGAGGAUGAAUCCCAGAUUGCUUUUCUGAUGCAGCUUCAGGAUAUUAAGUACUUGACAGAGAACAUCUGGGCAUCCCAGUCAGCCCUCAGUGAGUGGGAUGAUCUCAAUGACCUGGUCAUGGUCAGGUGGGAUAAGCAAGUGGAGUGGUCUCCCUGGAACUGCAUUCUUCUCACCAAGGAUGAAGGUGUAGCUCAUCUCAAACUACAAAGUAUCGAAAAGGAGUAUGGACGCCUUUUUAUUCACAAGAUCAAGCACAAACAUAUCCUGGCUAAAAACUAUUUUUCACAGAUCCCAGCACUGGCUUCACUUAUACUUAAGGACGAUGAAGUAGGAGCUAUCAGGAGUAAAUACUCCACAGAGAGUCCACCUAAAAUCAUCAUACCCCGUGGGAUUGAACCUCAGUAGAUUCAAGAAUAUCAACUUGAUGAUGAGUGGUUUUGUUCUCUAGAAAGAGAGUAAUACAAAGGUCAUGUGACAUGGAAAACCAACUAUAUACUUCUAUUUGUAUUAUCUGCUUUACUCAAUAUUUUGUUAUAUGAAUAGAAAAAAAUCUGUAUACACAAACCUUUGUUGUGUGGCUAGUAAUCUAUAAAUUUGAUACCAACAUUAAUAGUUAAAGAGAACAUUUUACUUUUAUCUAUUUUCAUGUUAAUUUAAAAAAUGCUUUAUAGUCAAAAUACAUCAGUGAAACAAAACCUUGGCUUAACCUUCAGUGAAAGUAAUUUAUUUAUUUAACACAUACUUUAUGAGUAUAAUCAUUUUCUAUACAUAAGACUGUAUUUUGAUAUAAGUAUUUGAAUAUUUUACUUUUAUUGUCUAUUUUUACCUUUUAACUGCAUAAAUAGUACAAGGAAAGAAGCAAAGAAAAAAUCUUCACUGCAUGCCAUGAAACAAGGCAAACAGUGGAAAUGUUAUGUUAAACACUUUCUAUGGGGUACUGUUGAGAUUCUGUAAGGAGCACAAACUUGAUCAAAUCAACUGUCCACUGCUGCUCAAUAAACUAAGCAAUAACCUUGACUCUA
Mastomys coucha (southern multimammate mouse) is the source of this 3105-nucleotide messenger RNA. It is a transcript of the gene Iqub, whose product is annotated as IQ motif and ubiquitin domain containing. Gene Ontology annotation, biological process: cilium assembly. Bases 125 to 2488 code for a protein of 787 amino acids. Gene Ontology annotation, cellular component: acrosomal vesicle; motile cilium. The transcript is spliced from 13 exons. Lineage: Eukaryota; Metazoa; Chordata; Mammalia; Rodentia; Muridae. The record is from RefSeq and is a predicted model, not a curated record. Gene Ontology annotation, molecular function: protein binding.